Messenger RNA from Coregonus sp. 'balchen', 9591 nucleotides. The record is from the annotation of a GenBank genome assembly. NCBI's taxonomy places the organism in Eukaryota, Metazoa, Chordata, Actinopteri, Salmoniformes, Salmonidae.
AUGGAUUCCACAGCAGAAAAGGAGUCCGAGGUGCUCCUUGACAGGAUGACCAACUCUCUGGCCAAGGCUAUGAGAGUAUCCGAACAUCAUGAAUGUCCAGACAGCCAAAGCACAGCAGCCCACAGGGGUACUGAGCAGGAGGACGAUGCCUUUUUUGACUGUGAGGAGUCUCUGGAUGGAGCAGACAAGGAAAGGAAGACUGACUGUUCAGAAGCCUCACCAUUAUGCCAGGGAGCAGAGGGAGACAGGAAAGAGAGAGUCAGAUUGAACAAAGAACACAUCAAUGCAGAGUUAGGAGAAGAAGCUGAGUUGUCAGGGGUGAGAACUACAAUAUUGGGAGAUGAAGAGGGGGAGAGAGGUGAAGGGAUGGAUGAGGAGGAGAAAGAGAGUUGGGAUGAGUGCACUGAAGAGGACAAGAGUGUGGCAGUUGAAGGGGGAGAUUCUGAUACUGAACUGAAAGGAGAAGAGAACACAGCUCCUGAGUUUGAUGAGGAGUAUCUGAGAGAAGUGGAGAAAGACCUGACAGAGGAAGAAAAGGAGGUGAAUGUUAUCCUAGUCUAAACAUUCGUUUCCUACAACAUGUUUCUGUUAUAAUAAUAAUAACUCACCAAAAUGCAAGAUGCUUUUUUUUUUCAACUUUCAACCAUAAUUUGGUGGUUCGUAGGUUGACAUUACAAAAGCUCCCCGUCUUUUGUGUUUGUUUGUUUCCUUUGUGCCAUAGAGCCGCAGAGAGGGGAGUAUGACACUAAAGGACAAGGGGAACAGUCAGUUCAAGAGUGGAGGUAGGCUGCUGUAGGCUAAACUGCUGUAGGAUGGCUGUUGGAGGAAACCUGUCAAAUAGGAAUUGACUGACCCUUUAUCUUCCUAGAGCACACUGAGGCAGAGGAGUCUUACACGGCAGCUUUGGGAGUGUGCCCUGUGUGUUACAGCAAGGAGAGGGCUAUUCUCUUCUCUAACCGUGCUGCUGCCCGCCUGCACCUGGUAAGAGUGGUUGUAACAAUAAACUUAACCAAGUGGGGAAUUCUGAGGACCUAUCUUGAGUUUAUCUAGUUGAUUGUUAUAACCCUCCUGAGGUUUCCUACAUUUCAGUUUGUUUUGUCAAAAUAUAUUCUCAGACGGCUGCCUAUAUAAAUUAUAACAUAAGGUCUACCUUUUAUGACACAAUUGUAUCAAGUCAAUUCUCUUCUACUAUUGCAAAGUCAGGUGCACAGUUUAGAGAUUGUGGAGACACAGAGCUCUUGUGACACCUAGUGGUACUCUACUGUAACUACAGGUUUGAAUUGGAACUAUGCUCUUGCCUGAUUCAUUCUAGUCCUAUGUGUCAAGACAUCAACAGGUCAUUUGGAGUUGAUGAUAUCAUCUCAUAACUUUUCCACCCAAACAAAUAUACAACAAAAUGCAGACUGAGUUUGAAUAAAACCUUCCCCCUCCCCCAAUAGGAUAAGAAUGAGAAAGCCAUCGCUGACUGCACAAAAGGUGAGACUGUUAAAUCUGUAUGUAUUGUAAUUCCACCAUGCCAGAUGAUUGAACUGUCUGGGACCUGAUGUCCUACUUUCCCAGUGUAUUCUAGUGAACACACUGCCUACUCCAGAACACCCCAUGUUUCUACAUAUUUUCUGUUCACCCAAACCAGGUGUAUCCGGUAAAUUGCAGUUGCUAUUAUCAAAAUCACCAACACCGGGUGCAGAUUUGGGUGAAUGACAUUUUGAAUAUUCAUACCCAUUGCUACAUAACUAGCACUCUGAACAAUUGUUUUCUUGUUUCUUCACCUCCAGCCAUAGAGUUGAACCCAAACUACAUGCGGGCGAUCCUGCGGAGGGCAGAGCUCUAUGAGAAAACAGACAAGCUGGAUGAGGCUUUGGAAGACUACAAGGCUGCUCUGGAGAAAGACCCAAACCUGCCAGCAGCCAGAGAGGCCUGCAUGGUUAGUGGCAAAAACUGACAUUUAACUCAAAGAUAAGAUUUAGCAGAACAGAAAAAGCUUGCAUUUAACAGUCACUAUUCAGUAGAUGCACAUAGUUCACUUUUAACAAUUGGAGAGUAUAGUAGCAGGGUUGGUUUUUGCAUUUUCUUCUUGCUUACCAACAUUGAAUGAAUGUUGUUAGGAUUGCCUUGGAUGAAAAAACAAGAACCAUAAUAAUCCAGAUUUUGAUAUGAGGCCCAGUUAUCCGACAAUUUCAUUGAUCUUGCUCGUUCAAUAGCUAGGGUUCAAGUUAAUCAAAUAAAACAUGCAUUACUGUUUAAUAUGUAAUAUUGAUGUGAGGCAAACUGAAAUGGCUUGGACAAAGAAGUGUUUCUCAUCUUUCCAUUCAAUGAGGCUGUCUGUGCUGUAGUUGGAGUUGGCUGUAUCUGUGUCAAGGGGAAAGAAGGGUUCUUAUUUGUUCUGAAUGAGGCCAUGCAUAACAACAGGAGCCAAGCAGCAGCUCUUACCAAUGUAGCCAUGAGGGGGCGGCUUACACAACACAAGCUCACAGCACUUGCAUCCCAAAUGGCACCCUUAUUACAUAUAUAGUGCACUAAGUAGUAGAGCGGGGACUACUAAUCGCAGGCAUUUUGCUGAUAUCGUUCAUUACGAUAAAUAGCCUAUACUAGAGAAAUUUGCAUUUUUGAAAUGAAAUACAGUGGGAGAAAAAAGUAUUUAGUCAGCCACCAAUUGUGCAAGUUCUCCCACUUAAAAAGAUGAGAGAGGGCUGUAAUUUUCAUCAUAGGUACACGUCAACUAUGAAAGACAAAAUGAGGGAAAAAAAUCCAGAAAAUCACAUUGUAGGAUUUUUAAUGAAUUUAUUUGCAAAUUAUGGUGGAAAAUAAGUAUUUGGUCAAUAACAAAAGUUUCUCAACACUUUGUUAUAUACCCUUUGUUGGCAAUGACACAGGUCAAACGUUUUCUGUAAGUCUUCACAAGGUUUUCACACACUGUUGCUGGUAUUUUGGCCCAUUCCUCCAUGCAGAUCUCCUCUAGAGCAGUGAUGUUUUGGGGCUGUCGCUGGGCAACACGGACUUUCAACUCCCUCCAAAGAUUUUCUAUGGGGUUGAGAUCUGGAGACUGGCUAGGCCACUCCAGGACCUUGAAAUGCUUCUUACAAAGCCACUCCUUCGUUGCCCGGGCGGUGUGUUUGGGAUCAUUGUCAUGCUGAAAGACCCAGCCACGUUUCAUCUUCAAUGUCCUUGCUGAUGGAAGGAGAUUUUCACUCAAAAUCUCACGAUACAUGGCCCCAUUCAUUCUUUCCUUUACACGGAUCAGUCGUCCUGGUCCCUUUGCAGAAAAACAGCCCCAAAGCAUGAUGUUUCCACCCCCAUGCUUCACAGUAGGUAUGGUGUUCUUUGGAUGCAACUCAGCAUUCUUUGUCCUCCAAACACGACAAGUUGAGUUUUUACCAAAAUGUUCUAUUUUGGUUUCAUCUGACCAUAUGACAUUCUCCCAAUCCUCUUCUGGAUCAUCCAAAUGAUCUCUAGCAAACUUCAGACGGGCCUGGACAUGUACUGGCUUAAGCAGGGGGACACGUCUGGCACUGCAGGAUUUGAGUCCCUGGCGGCGUAGUGUGUUACUGAUGGUAGGCUUUGUUACUUUGGUCCCAGCUCUCUGCAGGUCAUUCACUAGGUCCCCCCGUGUGGUUCUGGGAUUUUUGCUCACCGUUCUUGUGAUCAUUUUGAUCCCACGGGGUGAGAUCUAGCGUGGAGCCCCAGAUCGAGGGAGAUUAUCAGUGGUCUUGUAUGUCUUCCAUUUCCUAAUAAUUGCUCCCACAGUUGAUUUCUUCAAACCAAGCUGCUUACCUAUUGCAGAUUCAGUCUUCCCAGCCUGGUGCAGGUCUACAAUUUUGUUUCUGGUGUCCUUUGACAGCUCUUUGGUCUUGGACAUAGUGGAGUUUGGAGUGUGACUGUUUGAGGCUGUGGACAGGUGUCUUUUAUACUGAUAACAAGUUCAAACAGGUGCCAUUAAUACAGGUAACGAGUGGAGGACAGAGGAGCCUCUUAAAGAAGAAGUUACAGGUCUGUGAGAGCCAGAAAUCUUGCUUGUUUGUAGGUGACCAAAUACUUAUUUUCCACCAUAAUUUGCAAAUAAAUUCAUAAAAAAUCCUACAAUUUGUUUUUCUGGAAAAUAAAUUCUCUAUUUGUCUGUCAUAGUUGACGUGUACCUAUGAUGAAAAUUACAGGCCUCUCUCAUCUUUUUAAGUGGGAGAACUUGCACAAUUGGUGGCUGACUAAAUACUUUUUUCCCCCACUGUACGUUUGCUAAUAUGGGUAGUUGUUAAUGGGACAAUUGUUGGCUACAACCAUCAAACUAGUAGUAGUAGUUUCAAAUAUAAUAAUAAAAAGAACUGUGGUGCACGACGUUAAUGUUGUAAACGUAUCGUUCUAUUUAUCGUUUUCGCAUCAAUUCAGGCAAUUUAUCGCAAUAUGCAUUUUUGACCAUAUCGCCCAGCUCUACAAAGUAGGGCACAAUAUAGUGCACGUUAUAGGGAAUUAGGUGCCAUUUGGAACGCGGUCGGCCCAUCUUGGCCUGGCCUGAAAUAGAAGAGUAGAUCGAGGCAAGGAGAAGACUGAUAAAAUGCGGAGAGGAAGGAGUAUAGUGCAGUUACUUAGGCUUUGCUUCCUUUCAUAUGAAAAUACACCGGCAGACACUAAAUGGUCUCAAAAUACUCUGUCUAGUCUAUCUCCCCCGGCCCCAACACAUACACACACACGUACCAGAGAAUCAACUCCAUUCUUCCCAACAGCUCCACAUUUCCUUUGUUUGGUCUAGAAUGGAUAAUGCGAGAUGAGAGCAGUUACAGAGCCUUCAGUUACAGAGCCUUGACUUAUUCCACAUGUUGUUUUGUUACAGCAUGAAUUAAAAAUUGAUUAAAUAUAUUUUUUUAUCUGCCAAUCUACACACAAUACCCCAUAAUGACAGUGAAUUGUUUUUAGACAUUUUCUUAACAUUUUCAAAUUUAUUGAAAAUGAAAUACAGAAAUAUAUCAUUUACAUAAGUAUUCACACCCCUGAGAAUACUUUGUAGAAGCACCUUUGGCAGCGAUUACAGCUGUGAGUCUUUCUGGGUAAGUCUAUAAGCUUUCCACACCUGGAUUGUGCAACAUUUGCCCAUUAUUCUUUUCAAAAUUCUUCAAGCUCUGUCAAAUUGGUUGUUGAUCAUUGCUAGACAGCCAUUUUCAGGUCUUGCCAUAGAUUUUCAAGUAGAUUUAAAUAAAAACUGUAACUACCACUCAGGAACAUUUACUGUCUUCAUGGUAAGCAACUCCAGUGUAGAUUUGGCCUUGUGUUUUAGGCUAUUGUCCUGCUGAAAUGUGAAUUCAUCUCCCAAUGUCUGGUGGAAAGCAGACUGAACCAGAUUUUCCUCUAGGAUUUAGCCUCUGUUUAGCUCCAUUCCGUAGAUUUUUUGUAUUCAGGACAAAAAGUUAAAUUGCUUUGCCACAUUUUUUGCAAUAUUACUUUAGUGGUGUGGUCCUCUGUAGCUCAAUUGGUAGAGCAUGGCGCUUGUAACGCCAGGGUAGUGGGUUCGAUCCCCGGGACCACCCAUACGUAAGUCGCUUUGGAUAAAAGCGUCUGCUAAAUGGCAUAUUAUUAUAUUAUUUAGUGUCUUGUUGCAAACAGGAUACAUGUUUUGGAAUAUGUGUAUUCUGCAGGGUUCCUUUUAACUCUGUCAAUUAGGUUAGUAUUGUGAAGUAACUACAAUGUUGUUGAUCCACCCUCAGUUAUCUCCCAUCACAGCCAUUAAAUUCGGUGACUGUUUUAAAGUCACCAUUGGCCUCAUGGUGAAAUCCCUGAGCGGUUCCUUCCUCUCCGGCAACUGAGUUAGGAAGGACGCCUGUAUCUUUGGGUGUAUUGAUACACCAUCCAAAGUGUAAUUAAUAACUUCACCAUGCUCAAAGGGAUAUUCAAUGUAUGCUUCUUUUUUUGGUUCUUUUUUUAAAUCUACCAUUAGGUGCCCUUCUUUGCAAGGCAUUGGAAAACCUCCCUGGUAUUUGUGGUUGAAUCUGUGUUUGAAAUUCACUGCUCGACUGAGGGACCUUAUAGAUAAUUGUAUGUGUGGGGUACAGAGAUGAGGUAGUCAUUCAAAAAUCUUGUUAACCUCUACGGGAUUGGUGUCCCAUAUACGGGACGGUUGAGCUAACGUGCACUAAUGUGAUUAGUAUGACUGUAAAUAACAGCAAACUUUCCGGGACAUAGACAUGUCUUAUAUGGGCAGAAAGCUUAAAGUCUUGUUCAUCUAACUGCACUGUCCAAUUUACAGUAGCUAUUACAGUGAAAAAAAUACCAUGCUAUUGUUUGAGGAGAGUGCACAACAACAACAAAAACGUAUCACCGCAACUGGUUUGAUACAUUCACCUCUGAAGGUAAAUAAUAUACUGACAUUCAGUAAUCUUGCUCUGAUUUAUCAUCCUAAGGUUAUAUUCUCCUACGUUAAUUUCAUAUUUCCACAAACUUCAAAGUGUUUCCUUUCAAAUGGUAUCAAGAAUAUGUAUAUUGUUGCUUCAGGUCCUGAGAUUUGUGUAUGUCAUUUUAAGCGAAAAGAGGUUAAACACUAUUAUUGCACACAGAGUGAGUCCAUGCAAUUUAUUAUGUGACUUGUUAAGCACAUUUUUACUCCUGAACUUAUUUAUGCUUGCCAUAACAAAGGGGUUGAAUACUUAUUGACUCGAGACAUUUCAGCUUUUCAUUAUUAAUUCAUUUGUAGAAAAUUUGAAAUAGAUAAUUCCACUUUGACAUUAUGGGGUAUUGUGUGUACAGUGCAUUCGGAAAGUAUUCAGACCCCUUGACUUUUUCCACAUUUUAUUACGUUACAGCCUUAUUCUAAAAUUGAUUAAAUUAAUGUUUUUCCUCAUCAAUCUACACACAAUACCCCAUAUGACAAAGCUAAACAGGUUUUUAGAGAUGUUAGCAAAUUUGUAACAAAUUUAAAACAAAUACCUUAUUUACAUAAGUAUUCAGACCCUUUGCUAUGAGACUCGAAAUUGAGCUCAGGUGCAUCCUGUUUCCAUUGAUCAUCCUUGAGAUGUUUUGACAACUUGAUUGGAGUCCACCUGCGGUAAAUUCAAUUGAUUGGACAUGAUUUGGAAAGGCACACACCUGUCUAUAUAAGGUCCCACAGUUGACAGUGAAUGUCAGAGCAAAAACCAAGCCAUGAGGUCGAAGGAAUUGUCCGUAGAGCUCCGAGACAGGAUUGUGUCGGCACAGAUCUGGGGAAGGGUACCAAAACAUUUCUGUGGCCUCCAUCAUUUUUAAAUGGAAGAAGUUUGAAACCGCCAAGACUCUUCCUAGAGCUGGCCGCCCGCUAAACUGAGCAAUCGGGGGAGAAGGGCCUUGGUCAGGGAGGUGACCAAGAAACCGAUGGUCACUCUGACAGAUCUCCAGAGUUCCUCUGUGGAGAUGGGAUAAUCUUCCAGAAGGACAACCAUCUCUGCAGGACUCCACCAAUCAGGCCUUUAUGGUAGAGUGGCCAGACGGAAGCCACUCCUCAGUAAAAGGCACAUGACAGCCCGCUUGGAGUUUGCCAAAAGGCACCUAAAGGACUCUCAGACCAUGAGAAACAAGAUUCUCUGGUCUGAUGAAACCAAGAUUGAACUCUUUGGUCUGAAUGCCAAGCGUCAUGUUUGGGGGAAACCUGGUACCAUCCCUAUGGUGGUGGCAGCAUCAUGCUGUGGGGAUGUUUUUCAGCGGCAGGGACUGGGAGACUAGUCAGGAUCAAGGGAAAGAUGAACGGAACAAAGUACAGAGAGAUCCUUGAUGAAAACCUGCUCCAGCGUUCUCAGGUCCUCAGACUGGGUCGAUGGGUUCUCCUUCCAACAGGACAUCGACCCUAAGCACACAGCCAAGACAACGCAGGAAUGGCUUUGAGACAAGUCUCUGAAUGUCCUUGAGUGGCCCAGCCAGAGCCCGGACUUGAACCUGAUCGAAUAUCUCUGGAGAGACCUGAAAAUAGCUGUUCAGCGACACUCCACAUCCAACUUGACAGAGCUUGAGAGGAUCUGCAGAGAAGAAUGGGAGAAACUCCCCAAAUACAGGUGUGCCAAGCUUGUAGCGUCAUACCCAAGACUCAAGGCUGUAAUCGCUGCCAAAGGUGCUUCAACAAAAUACUGAGUAAAGGGUCUGAAUACUUAUGUAAAUGUGAUAUUUCAGUUAUUUAUUUAAAAACCUGUUUUUGCUUUGUUGUUAUGGGGUAUUGUGUGUAGAUUGAUGAGGAGGAAAAAACUAUUGCAUCCAUUUUAGAAUAAGGCUGUAACGUAACAAAAUGUGGAAAAAGUCAAGGGGUCUGAAUACUUUCUCAAUGCACUGUAGGCCAGUGACAAGAAAUCUCAAUUUAAUCCAUUUUAAAAUCAGACUGUAACACAACAAAAUGUGGAAAAGUGUGAAUACUUUAUGAAGGCGCUGUAUGUCCUUGGAGGCAUGCUGUAUAGACCAGCACCCUAGAUAUAAUAUGCCAGUAAUUACAAAGCAGAGUAAAGGGGUCCUUCUGACCUGAGGUGGAUAAUGAGAAAUUACUGUGAUGGAUUGGUGGGGAAAACCUGUUUACCUCCCUGCCACUACAACGUCUGAGGUUACUAGCUCUAGUCCAGAGGUUAAGGACAAGUGUAAUGCAAUAGUCCCACCACAGUGAUGUUGUCAAGACAACCACGGGGUAAAGUAGUAGCACCAUAUCCUUGAAGUUCCAUUCCAAACAAAUAAAGGUUGUUGUGAGAUCAGAGGAAGCUAAAUUAAAUCUGCUGUGCACUGUUCUGUAUGUGAAACGAUGGGCCACAGAAUAGUGGUAACCAGCCACAUGGCUAGUCAUUCACCUUGACUGACUGUCUCUUUCCCUCUCCUCCAUACAGAGGCUUCCACAACAGAUCCACGAGCGAAAUGAGAAGCUGAAGGAAGAGAUGAUGGGUAUGAGACCUUUUUUUGUAUUUUUCAUCUACUGCUUUUCUCUUGCUUUGCGUAGAUUGCACCCCCAGGGAAACAUUUCAAAAGGCUAGAGACUAAAGUGCAUUCACUGAUCAGCAAGAAACACUGAAUGGUGCACUGUGAUAUGUUCAAUCAAAUUGUUAGCAGGUGAGGGUAGCCCCAACAUACCAGUUCAGUGUUAGGGUGGUUCUGUUCCAUCGUGGUCACCUAUAAGGUCGUGUGGAUCCAGCUGUUACUCACUAGGCUGGAAGUGUGAAACCGAUUGAAUGCUUGGAAUUGAAAUUGACCACAAAGCAGGAGAGAGGCUGUUUAACCAACAUUUCCAAUUGAUUUUACUACAGUAAGAGCCUUGGAGCUGUGCUGGGAAAAACUGCUCAGUACUAAUGUACUAAGGCUGUGUAGUAGGACGGAGAUAAGUGUAUAUUGUAGUAUUCUCUCAUUUGCAAUUGUCAGUAGACAAUACUGACCUAAAUGGAAAUGUUUUCAUGUGUUAUUGGUCAUUUAAUUGUUUUCAUCACAAUUUUUGUCAUAAUUUAGCCUUCAUGUAUUUAGCCUUUCCCUGUCUGUUUGUCCAUAGGCAAGCUGAAGGACUUGGGCAAUAUGUUCCUACGGCCUUUUGGUCUGUCCACCUCAAACUUCCAGGUGAACCAGGAUUCGGGCACUGGAUCCUACUCCGUCAACUUUGUUCAGAGUCCAAAUAACAACCGAUAA